Messenger RNA from Cryptomeria japonica (Japanese cedar), 1071 nucleotides. RefSeq names its product anthocyanidin-3-O-glucoside rhamnosyltransferase-like. The transcript has 3 exons. The coding region runs from base 1 to 1071 and encodes 356 amino acids. Lineage: Eukaryota; Viridiplantae; Streptophyta; Pinopsida; Cupressales; Cupressaceae. The record is from RefSeq and is a predicted model, not a curated record.
AUGGCGACCCAACACCAGCUUCAUGUGGUGAUGUUCCCUUGGCUUGCACACGGCCAUAUAACACCCUUUCUAGAGCUGGCCAAGAGCCUCCUCUCAUAUGAAUUGAGAAUUUCCUUUGUCUCCACUCCGCUAAACAUUGCACGGAUUAAAAAGAAGAUAGUGCCUGGAAUUGAGCUGGUUGAGCUCCCAUUGCCAUCCGUAGACGGCCUGCCCGUAGGCGUUGAGUCCACCGCAGGUUUAUCCGAGAUAGGAAGAACAGACUUAAUACCGCUGCUCUUCCAAGCCGUAGAUCUUUGCGAACAGCCCUUCGCGACAUUGCUGAAACUGCUUUCCUCGGAUUUUGUCAUACAUGAUACGACGCUGUUCUGGACUCCUCGGGUUGCCGCGAAGCUGGGCAUUCCAACAAUAAAUUUCACGGGGAUUAGCAUGACAUCCUUGAGUUUCGUAAUGGGUCAGCACAGGCACGGACUGCCCGAAAUCCCCACGGCCAGCGAUCUCUGUGCACUGCCACUGGGAUUCCCCUCUGAGGUCGUCCGCAACCGACUCUUUGAAGCGCGGAAUCAGCUGCCGUUGUAUCAAAAGAAGCAACAUGGUAUUUGUGAGGGCCUCAGCUUCGUGGACCGCCAUUGUGUCUCUGUGGAGGAAAGUUGGGCAACGGCUUGCAAUACUUGCCUAGAGUUGGAAGGCAAAUUUGUGGACUAUUUUCAGAGAAGCACCGGGUGGUUAAUGUUUCCCGUGGGUAUUUUAUUGCAGAGCCUCCCCCUGCGGCCAGCUGCAGAGCCAUGUGUAAGGGGCUGCUGUCUCGGGGAGACCAGUAUGCUUCUGGGGUUGCGAAGGUUCAUGGUGGAGAAAUCCAAGGAGGACCAAAACAGCAUUCCAGCAAGCAAAGGUGUUCAGAGCGAUUGCAGAGCAGAGGUUCUGGAGCUUGGGAGUGCUUACAGGCGUAGUCCAAGUUCUUGGAAGUGCUUGGAUCUCACAGACAAGUACCUAAAAGAUCGUCGGUGCCGCACGGGAAAACCUAGCCCCGUGAUAGUUGGUAUCAGAGCACAAGGUUUUGAUACCCCAAGCUAG